AUGGAGGAUGAGGGCAUGUCCAUUGUUCCUUAUGGAUCAGGCAAUUUCGAUGUUGUGCUGCGACACAAUGACUCGGUUGUGGUUUAUGAUCGCGACUCGCGGCAACUGGUUCUCCAAAACACCGCGGAUCGGAGGGGCAGUGACCUCCAUCUGACCGACUGUCCUUACUGCCAUCGUCCUUUGCAUGAAAAUGGGUCACCCCAAGGUGAUCAUGAGAAUAGCCCGGGCGCGCAGGCGGAAUUCAUCAAUCCUGACUACUUUCGACUACUACAUGCUAGCUUACCUGGCUCUACGGACUCGUCCAAUCCCCCAUCCCCUCGCCGCCGUCUCGUUCAGCCAGCUAUCGCGGACGGUCCAACUAGUGAUCCUAGCUAUCCAGAGACCGGCGUCCAUACCAGUCAGGGAAUCUCGUCGGCGGCCUUUACACAGGAUUACUUCAAGAAGUUCUUUGUCGAAGAGACGGUUCUGGGCAAAGGCGGCAAGGGGGUUGUUCUUCUGGUCAAACACGUACUGGACGGUGUCUCACUUGGUCAUUAUGCCUGUAAGCGAGUCCCUGUCGGAGAUGACCAUGAGUGGCUUGAGAAGGUAUUAGGUGAGGUACAGCUUCUACAGCACCUUUCGCACCAGAAUCUCGUCUCCUAUCGACAUGUGUGGCUGGAAAAUGCAAAGAUCACUACCUUUGGGCCCAGUGUGCCAUGCGCGUUCAUACUUCAGCAGUAUUGCAACGCGGGGGACCUCCACAAUUACAUCUGCGGUGCAGUGCAGACUUCUACUACAAAACAGCAGCUCAAAGAGCGUCUGAGAAGAAGGUCAAGGGGUGGACUCGAUCCUGAGAACGAUCUUGGGGCGCUGCGAAAGCUCCAAUUCGAGGAAAUAUAUUCUUUCUUCAAAGAUAUUACUUCCGGAAUCCGUUAUCUCCAUGCCAAUGGCUACAUCCACCGUGAUCUCAAGCCUCAUAACUGCUUGCUGCAUAAGACCAGUGACGGGAUCCGGGUCCUAGUCAGUGACUUUGGAGAGGUUCAGGCUCAAGAUUCAAUCCGAAGGUCGACUGGGGCGACAGGGACUGUUUCUUACUGCGCACCAGAAGUUUUACGACGAGAAUACCCCGAUGGUCCUUUCGGGAACUUCACCUUCAAGUCCGACAUCUUCUCUUUGGGGAUGAUUCUGUACUUCCUCUGUUUUGCGCAACUUCCUUAUAGCAAUGCAGACUUGAUCCACGAGGAGAAAGAAGACUUAGACCGACUUCGUGAAGAGAUCAGUCAAUGGUCGGGAUUCGACUACGCUAGACGCAUGAGACCCGAACUCCCCGAACAGCUCUACAUAUUCCUCCAGCGCUUGCUGUCCGUGGACCCUGAUCGCCGACCUUCAGCAGAAGAAGUUCUUAAUGGUCUCCAGGCCGGGGCUAAUGUCAAUGAAAACUUCCGCUUGAAGCGAGCCAGCCCGACCAGCCCAGAUAUGCGCCCCAGCUCCCGGAUUCACCCGGUAGAAAGUCCGUCUGCUACAUCCUAUACUCGCCAGGCCCUGUCGCCGAAUAGGACCGUCACGAGACCGCCGCCGUGUGUACGGCGGAGUUCUGCAUACGAUAGUACCAACACGGACGCUGCUAGAGCCGAAUCUACAUCCACCUCUCUUGGCCCGGAACGAAAUCUCAUUUUUCGCCCGCGUUUCUCGAGUACUCCCUCUUCCUCACUCACGCCUGCCCACCAUCCUCCUGAGGAACAUCGCCACGAAGUGGCCCCCCAUGACAACUCUGACACAAUCGAAGAGCCCCAGCAACAACACCUACUGCCACCGCCUCCCCCACGUCACUGGUUCUUACAAAGAUAUUUCCCGUUCCUCGAGCCUCUGACAACUUCCGUAACUAAUUGGCAGCUUGGGAUCACAAUUUUUCAACUGGCCACGUUCCUUCUCAAGAUACUCUCUAUAUUUCAACCCUGCAGCCCGUUGACUGUCAACCCCUGGGUCGUUUAUCCCCUACUGUUAGUGGCGGCGGUCAACUUCCCAGCGACAAGCUUUGCCAGGCAGUUGGUCUCACUGAUGUUGCAUCUCGUGGUUGUAAGUCUAUGUAUGCAGAUGGAUGCGCUUUGUUGGAGAACGUACAGGCGGUAA
This is a messenger RNA of Aspergillus brunneoviolaceus CBS 621.78, 2109 nucleotides long. RefSeq names its product protein kinase IKS1. Lineage: Eukaryota; Fungi; Ascomycota; Eurotiomycetes; Eurotiales; Aspergillaceae. The coding region runs from base 1 to 2109 and encodes 702 amino acids. Gene Ontology annotation, biological process: protein phosphorylation. The record is from RefSeq and is a predicted model, not a curated record. The transcript is spliced from 2 exons. Gene Ontology annotation, molecular function: ATP binding; protein kinase activity.